Messenger RNA from Aspergillus nidulans FGSC A4, 4452 nucleotides. Its product is annotated as putative UDP-glucose:glycoprotein glucosyltransferase. The transcript has 5 exons. Gene Ontology annotation, cellular component: endoplasmic reticulum lumen. Gene Ontology annotation, molecular function: UDP-glucose:glycoprotein glucosyltransferase activity. The record is from RefSeq and is a predicted model, not a curated record. Lineage: Eukaryota; Fungi; Ascomycota; Eurotiomycetes; Eurotiales; Aspergillaceae. The coding region runs from base 1 to 4452 and encodes 1483 amino acids. Gene Ontology annotation, biological process: glycoprotein biosynthetic process; UDP-glucosylation.
AUGCUUCUUCGCUCAGGUAUUGUCGCUUCAUGGCGACUUUCAUGUGUCGUGAUUGCGACGUUGUUGACUGCAAGAGCAACCUCGAGCCCCUCGGUCAAUGUUGCGCUUCAAGCUUCAUUUGACUCCGGUCCUUAUUUAAUAGAGCUGCUCGAAACGGCAGCCGAAGAGAACGCAACGUCAUACUUCCCACUACUUGAUCGCAUAGCCGAAGGAGCUUUUGAUGAUUACCUGACGGAUAAAGAGCUAUUCGACCGUUUCCUGCAAGUGGUGGUUGAAGAUGGACACCUUAGCAGCCCCGAAAGUGUCUCGUCGUUUAAGCUAUCAUUGUCGAUCCGAUCCGCCAGCCCUCGAAUUGCAGCCCACUAUCAGUUCUAUAAUACCUCGGUGCAGCACUCUCUGAUGGCGGCGCAGGAUGCCGCUUGCCCUGUCUGGGUGCACUCGGAUGGAAAGCAAUACUGCUCAUCUGCAAUGGAGCGGGCGCAACAGGAUGUUGAAGGGGAUCUAGACGGACGGGCAUUACCUUUCGAUCGCAUCUUAGGCCCCAAUUCCUUACCCCCGGUUAUUCUAUAUGCCGAUGUAGCCUCGCCGAUGUUUAAAGAUUUCCAUCAGACUCUGAGUGCUUUGGCUAAAGAGGGUGAGAUAUCGUAUAGAGUGCGGUAUCGGCCACCUCAACAUUGGAUCUCGCGUCCUCUAUUUGUCUCGGGAUAUGGCGUUGAGCUUGCAUUGAAGCGUACGGACUACAUUGUGAUCGAUGACCGUGACGCCGAACAACGAGGCCCAAAUAGCAUAGAGUCGGCUGGAACCGAGGAAGCUCCCGACGACCUUAAGCCGUUGUCAUCGUCUGAAGUGGCGCGGCUCGGGCUGAAUACAGUCAGCUAUGUGGCCAAUAGUGAAGAUCCGCUCAAUACGCUCGUGAAACUGUCCCAAGAUUUUCCCAAAUAUUCCGCAACGAUCGCCGCCUACAACGCAAGCACCCAACUUCAUAAAGAGAUUAAAGCAAACCGUUUAGGAAUGCUCCCCCCAGGAGCCAGUGCAAUAUGGAUUAACGGUAUUCAAAUUGAUCCACGACAAAUAGACGCUUUCUUCCUCGUCGACCACCUCCGCCGCGAGAGGAAGCUGAUCGACAGUUUCCGAAGCUUAGGACUUUCCGCUAAACAAGCCGUGGAUCUUAUGACACACGAGACUGUAACCGAGGCCACGGCGCAGGGCACACCACAACGUUAUGAUUACCGGGACGAAUCUGAAGGCGGUGGUGUUAUCAUAUGGUUGAACGACUUGGAGAAGGAUGCAAGAUAUGAAUCGUGGCCAAAUCAAUUGACAGCCUUUCUUCAACGAACGUUCCCUGGUCAACUCCCAGCAGUGCGUCGGGACUUGAAUAACAUUGUGUUUCCUGUCGACCUAACUAGAAUGGAUGACGUUGAUUUGAUUGUCUCGACAAUCCAAAUGUUUGUGAAGAGGAAGAUACCAGUAAGAUUCGGUAUCGUCCCAUUGGCAACGUCGGAAGGUUCAAUUGCGCAAUUGAAGGUGGCCCACUACUUGCAAGAGACAUUUGGUCUGGCUAGUCUCAUGACCUACUUGGAACAGGGCUUGAAGAGAAACAAGUUGGCGGUGCCGGAUAAGACUUGCUUUCUGAAAGCUACUGAAGAUAGGACUCCGAGGGGAGAGAAACAACCUCUUUCGCUGGACGAUAUACUGACCAAUGAAGGACUGGAUACCUCCGUCAGCCGUACUGGUCAAUAUCAGAACCGCCUUGGGAUUAAGGCUGGUGAUUCACUUAUUUUCGUGAACGGUAUCCCCGUCAUGCGUGGCGAGAACUGGCCGCAAGAGAUGAGUGCCAAAAUCGAGAGAGACUUGCGACUGGUCCAGCAAGGUAUUGCUGAAGGUCUGUUUGAGGAAGAUGCCUGGUUACCAAGUUUCUUCCUGUCUCAGACAUUCGGCCGUCGCGUCCCCUGGAUUGUACCUGAAGAUCCUAAAGAUAUCGAGCUUGUUGAUCUGGUAAAGGUAGCAGCACAGCUGGGAGCGCUUUUGGACAAGGUACCUCGUGUUGCGGCUCAUGUAGAGCCCUUGGAGAGCGUCCACGUUGUUGUUGUGGGUGAUUUCGGUACCAGAGCCGGUCUGAAGAUGCUUAUCUCAACGCUUGAAAUGCAAUUGAAACAAGACAAGACGGAGAUACUCCUCGUCCAUAACCCUGAGGACCCUUUAACAAAUGCAGCAGCAUCCUCUCUCAUCUAUCGUUCCUUGAAAGAAGGAAAUGGCGUUGAUUCUACGCGCAUUUUGGCGGACAUUACAUCGUCUACCUCGUCAGACGUAGACGCACAAGAGGCGUCCGAAUUUUGGUUAAAAUUCCAACCCUUGGUUGAGGCACUGGGUCUUUCAUCUGGUAUGAACGGUAUCAUCGUCAAUGGUCGAGUCAUCAAGCCCAGCCAGGACGUAACCGCAGAAGAUCUUGGUCAACUUUUACUCUACGAAGACAUCAACCGAAUUGGGCCUGUCACGAAGGCUGCGAAGGAUCUGGGACUCGGCUCUAGAAUACCCGAUCCGCUGUCAUUUGCGAAACUCACUUCACUCAUGGCCAUUUCAACAGUGUCUGAUGUUCCUGAGGGUUUAUAUGAAACAUCUUCUGAUGUGCGGGUUAAGUUCUUCGAGGAGUGGAAUGAAUCCAGUUCCGUAAUUACUGUUCCCGGCCCUGAAGACCCCGUGAUAACCAUCAGUGCGUCUCUUGACCCAACGUCAGAAAUGGCCCAACGAUGGCUACCAAUUCUGAAGGUCAUAUCUGACCUUGACGGUGUCAGGCUGAGACUCUUCAUGAAUCCACGGGAUGAGCUUCGGGAGCUCCCUAUCAAGCGCUUCUAUCGCUAUGUUCUAGACGCGCAACCUUCAUUCAGCCAAGACGGGUCUGUUUCACGGCCGACUGCUACCUUCUCCGGAGUGCCUGUUGAAGCAUUGCUUACCCUCGGUAUGGACGUCCCACCGUACUGGCUCGUUGCACCGAAAGAAUCCAUACAUGACCUUGAUAAUAUCAAGCUAAGCUCGGUAAAAGGAGGGUCUGAUGUGGACGCCAUCUAUGCCCUCGAGCAUAUUUUGAUUGAAGGACAUUCGCGUGAUAUCACUACCAAAUCCCCUCCAAGAGGAGUUCAACUGGUUCUUGGAACCGAAGACAACCCAUACUUUGCCGAUACCAUUGUUAUGGCCAACCUCGGCUAUUUCCAGUUCAAAGCACAGCCGGGUCUUUGGACCAUCAACCUUAAGCCGGGCCGUAGUGAACAGAUCUUCAACCUCGAAAGCUUGGGCCGACUGGGCUACAGCCCACAGGCUGGUGAUGACAGCAAUGAAGUUGCACUACUUUCCUUCCAGGGCAAAACUCUAUUCCCGCGACUAUCCCGCAAGAGAGGAUACGAGGAUGAAGACGUACUCGAGUCCGGUCUUAAGCCUGGGUCUGCCAUGGACUUCAUGUCGAAAGGUCUUAAUUUUGCCUCUAACGUCCUUUCCAGCGUCGGCGUGACGUCCAAGAGCAGCGAUCCCAACGCCGACAUUAAUAUCUUCUCCGUCGCAAGCGGUCACCUUUAUGAACGGAUGCUCAACAUCAUGAUGGUCUCCGUAAUGAAGAACACAAAGCAUACCGUCAAAUUUUGGUUCAUCGAGCAAUUCCUCUCCCCCUCUUUCAAGUCCUUCCUCCCAAACCUCGCUUCCGAGUACGGCUUCUCCUACGAGAUGGUCACCUACAAAUGGCCUCACUGGCUGCGCGCUCAAAAAGAAAAGCAGCGCGAAAUCUGGGGGUACAAGAUCCUCUUCUUAGACGUCCUCUUCCCUCUUUCUCUCGACAAGGUCAUCUUCGUCGACGCCGACCAAAUUGUCCGCACAGAUAUGUUCGACCUUGUCAGCUACCCUCUCGAUGGAGCACCCUACGGCUUCACCCCUAUGUGCGACUCUCGCGAGGAAAUGGAGGGCUUCCGCUUCUGGAAACAAGGCUACUGGAAGAACUUCCUCCGCGGCGCGCCCUACCACAUCUCCGCCCUUUACGUCGUCGACUUGAACCGCUUCCGCGCUCUUGCUGCCGGUGACCGCCUCCGCGGACAGUACCAGAUGCUCUCGGCCGACAAGAACAGCCUAAGUAACCUCGACCAAGACCUGCCGAACCAUAUGCAACACCAUAUUCCUAUCAAAUCCCUCCCGCAGGAAUGGCUGUGGUGCGAGACGUGGUGUUCUGAUGAGAGUCUGAGUCGAGCGAGGACGAUCGAUUUGUGCAAUAACCCGCAAACGAAAGAGCCGAAGUUGGAUAGGGCCCGAAGACAGGUUCCGGAGUGGACGGAGUAUGAUGACGAAAUUGCAGCGUUGGCGAGGAGGGUUGCGGCGAGUGAGGUUGAGGUGGAGGUUGAGCAGCAGAUUCUUGCAGAUGAGAUUGAGGAGGAGAAGGAGGCUGCGGCUUCGGAGUGGAAGAAGGAUGAGCUUUAG